Messenger RNA from Mauremys reevesii (Reeves's turtle), 9280 nucleotides. RefSeq names its product AF4/FMR2 family member 4 (gene AFF4). Bases 606 to 4112 code for a protein of 1168 amino acids. Gene Ontology annotation, biological process: regulation of gene expression. The transcript has 23 exons. NCBI's taxonomy places the organism in Eukaryota, Metazoa, Chordata, Testudines, Geoemydidae. The record is from RefSeq and is a predicted model, not a curated record. Gene Ontology annotation, cellular component: nucleus; super elongation complex.
GGUUCCCCAGGCCGGGCCUGGGGGUCACGUGGCCGGCGGCGGGGCUGUGCGAGCGCGAUGGCUGCUGGGUAAUCUGAAUGCCCGGCUGCGGGAGGAGCCGGGCUGGAGUCGCUGUCUGAGGAGCCAGCCAGCCAGCGGGACCCGAGACUGCCGGGCCGCGCCGGGACCCAGCCGCACGCCCAGCCCAGCCCGCAAUGGAGCGGCGGGACCCCCGGGGAGCCGCCACCGCCGUCUCCCACCGCCUGUGACCCGCUCCCGGAGCUCCCCCGCCCCUCCGGGUCCUGCCUUCCCUCCCCCCGGGGCCCCCAUCUCGGGGCCCGAGCCCGCUCCUGGGGCCUGGUCUUUGUGCCCAGCUCCGGGCCCUGCCCUCCUGGCCGCGCCUCGGUCCCCUUCUCCUCCUGCCUGUCGGCUCCUCAGUCCCCUUCGGGCCUCCUCGUCUCCCGCCCGACGGGCCGGCGGCGGCGGCAGCCGGGAAAUGGUCCGGGCCUAGCGGAGCAGCGAACGGAGGGAACCUAGAAACAAGAGCAAAGCUGAGGUCUAACUACGAUAGAGGAUGGACACCAAAGAAGCUGUGUUGGGGACAAAAACAAAGCAAAAUAAGCAACAUGAACCGUGAAGACCGGAAUGUGCUGCGUAUGAAAGAAAGGGAAAGGCGAAAUCAAGAAAUUCAACAGGGCGAAGAAGUCUUUCCACCUAACUCUCCUCUCUUUGCUGAACCAUAUAAAGUUACCAGCAAAGAAGAUCAACUGUCUAACCGUAUUCAGAGCAUGCUUGGAAAUUAUGAUGAAAUGAAGGAUCUUAUAGGAGACAGAUCUCUACAAAAGCUUGUUGGUAUUCCCAAACCAACAGUACCAUCAACGCCAGAUGAAAAAUCAAACCAAAGUUUCUUUGGUGAACAGAGACACAGUACCAGCUCUCAUCAGAGCAGCAAAUGGACUCCUGUAGGACCAGCACCUAGCACUUCCUCCCAAUCACAGAAACGGUCCUCAGGUUUACAAACGGGGCACAGUAGUCAGCGGAGCAGUGGCAAUAACACUAGCAGCAGUGGCCAGAGGCAUGACCGUGACUCAUAUGGUGGUAGUAGCAGCAGCCGCAAAAAAAGCCAGCAUGGAUCAGAACACUCUAAAUCCCGUUCUUCCAGCCCUGGAAAACCACCUGCUGUUUCUUCAUUGAGCUCCAGCCAUUCCAGGUCUCAUGGAAGUGAUCAUCAUAGCAAGGAACAUCAGCGCUCAAAAUCUCCACGGGAUCCUGAUGCCAACUGGGACUCACCUUCCCGUGUACCUUCAUUUUCAAGUGGACAGCACUCUAACCAGUCUUUUCCUCCUUCGCUAAUGUCCAAGUCCAGUUCAAUGUUGCAGAAGCCCACUGCCUAUGUAAGGCCCAUGGAUGGACAGGAGUCUAUGGAACCAAAGUUGUCCUCUGAACACUACAGUAGUCAAACUCAUAGCAACAGCAUGAGUGAGCUGAAGCCUAGCAGCAAAGCACAUCUAACCAAGCUUAAAAUACCUUCUCAACCACUAGAUGCAUCAGCAUCUGGUGACGUGACCUGUGUGGAUGAAAUUCUAAAAGAGAUGACCCACUCUUGGCCUCCACCUCUGACUGCUAUUCAUACACCAUGUAAAACAGAGCCAUCAAAAUUUCCUUUUCCAACUAAGGAUUCUCAACAGUCCACUUUUGGCACUGGAGAGCAGAAAAGAUACAAUCCGUCAUCAAAAACGUCCAAUGGCCAUCAAUCGAAAUCAUGUGAAUCAAACCAAACAGAUAUGUUGAAAGAUGACUUAAAACUCAGCAGCAGUGAAGACAGUGAUGGUGAACAGGAUUCUGAUAAGAUAGUGCCAAGGAGUACACCUGGAAGUAAUUCUGAACCUUCACAACAUAAUAGUGAAGGAGCAGAUAAUUCCAGGGAUGACUCAAGCAGCCAUAGUGGAUCUGAAAGCAGUUCUGGAUCUGACUCUGAAAGUGAAAGUAGUUCCAGUGACAGUGAGGCUAAUGAGCCAUCCCAGAGUGCAUCUCCAGAGCCUGAGCCGCCACCAACAAACAAAUGGCAACUUGACAACUGGUUGAACAAAGUGAAUCCGCAUAAAGUGUCACCAGCUUCUUCUGUGGACAGUAAUAUCCCAUCUUCACAAGGCUACAAAAAAGAUGGCCGAGAUCAGAGCUCCGGGAAUGGGUAUACAGAUCAAAGUGGGUCUAAGGAAUCUAUUUCCUCCACUCCUGGGCGAGAUUCCAAAACCACCCAAAAAGGAUCGGAGAGCAGUCGUGGCAGGCAGAAGUCACCUGCACAGAGUGAUAGCACAAUACAGAGGAGAACUGUUGGUAAAAAGCAGCCCAAGAAGGCAGACAAGACAGCUAUUGAAGAGCCCAGAGGAGGGCUUAAAAUAGAAAGCGAAACCCCUGUAGACAUUGCAACAAGUAUGCCCUCAAACAGGCAUAAGGCAGCCACAAAGGGCUCUAGAAAACCCAACAUAAAGAAGGAGCCCAAAUCUUCCCCUCGGCCUACAGCAGAGAAAAAGAAAUAUAAGGCUUCAAGCAAACCUUCCCAGAAAUCCAGGGAAUUCAUAGAAACAGAUACCUCCUCCUCUGAUUCUGAUGAAAACGAGAGCCUGCCUCCUUCAUCACAAACCCCCAAAUACUCUGAGAGCAAUAGGACUCCUGUUAAAUCUUCCAUGGAGGAGGACGACAGCUUUUUUCGGCAAAGAAUGUUCUCUCCUAUGGAAGAGAAGGAACUUCUUUCACCGCUCAGUGAUCCAGAUGAACGGUAUCCACUUAUUGUGAAGAUCGACCUGAGCCUCUUAUCGAGAAUACCAGGGAAGCCUUACAAAGACACAGACCCACCCAAAGUGGAGAAGAAAAAUGUGCCAGAGAAGCAUACAAGAGAGUCCCAAAAACCAGCCUCAGACAAAAAUUCCACCAAGGGCAAAAGGAAGCAUAAGAAUGAUGAUGAAAACAGAGCCGGUGAAGGCAAGAAAACUAAAUUGGAAGAAAAGUCUUCGUCAGGCCACAAGGCCUCCAGCAAUAGAGAGUCGUCAAAGCAAAGUGCAGGUAAAGAGAAGGAUCUGCUCCCUUCUCCUGUGGCCCCUGUCCUUCAGAAAGAUCCCAAGCAAGAUCAUGGGUCCCGGAAGAGAACAGUCAGUCAAUCUUCUUCCUUAAAAUCAAGCAGCAACAGUAAUAAGGAGAGUAGCAGCAGCAGCAGUAAAAGUAACUCAUCUUCCAAACAAAAAAAGACUGAAGGGAAGGCUUCUAGCAAUGCCAGGGAAGUCAAGGAAAAGGUUCUAAACAGUUCAUCAAACUGCCCUCCUGCAUCUACCCCAGCUACAGACAGCUCAAAGUCCCGAAGAGCAAAGCUUGUUUUUGAUGACAGGAUGUAUUCGGCCGAUCAUUAUUUACAAGAAGCAAAGAAGUUAAAGCACAAUGCAGAUGCAUUGUCUGACAGGUUUGAGAAAGCUGUUUUCUAUCUUGAUGCUGUAGUGUCUUUCAUCGAAUGUGGGAAUGCAUUGGAGAAAAAUGCUCAGGAAUCCAAGUCCCCGUUCCCUAUGUAUUCAGAAACUGUGGAAUUAAUCAAAUACACUAUGAAACUGAAAAAUUAUUUGGCACCAGAUGCUACGGCUGCAGAUAAAAGGCUAGCAGUGCUUUGUCUUCGGUGCCAGUCCCUGUUAUAUCUAAGGCUUUUCAAGCUGAAGAAGGAGAGUGCAUUGAAAUACUCUAAAACACUGACAGAACAUCUAAAGAAUUCCUAUAAUAACUCUCAAGCACCGUCACCUGGCAUGGGAAGCAAACCUGUUGGUAUGCCAUCUCCGGUCUCUCCGAAGCUGUCUCCAGGAAAUUCAGGGAAUUACUCUUCGGGGGCAACCAACCCUUCAGGGAGCAGUUCUUCUGUGACUAUUCCACAGAGAAUCCACCAGAUGGCAGCCAGCUAUGUCCAGGUUACAUCCAACUUUCUCUAUGCCACUGAAAUUUGGGACCAAGCUGAACAGCUUUCUAAAGAGCAAAGAGAGUUCUUUGCUGAACUGGAUAAAGUUAUGGGCCCUCUGAUCUUUAAUUCGAGCAUCAUGACAGACCUAGUGCGUUACACCCGACAGGGAUUACAUUGGUUGCGUCUGGAUGCUAAGUGAUAUCUUGAACUGAAGGAAUCAAAAGUAGAACACACUUUUCUUGCUGCCUCUGAUUUUCUCCACAACACUGUGUCAUGUCAAUAAGGAAGACUGCCAUAACACAUUGCUUAGUUGACACUAAAAGCAAGGAAUGCUUUCACGUCUCCCAUCCUCUUCUGUGUGUUUAACCCCAAACCACAUCAUGUUAAUGGACUUCUUCAGUAUUCUCAUUUUUAAGUUAUUUAAAUAUUUUAAAAUCAGCUACAUAUUAAGAUAUGGCUUCUCUGCUCUGUAGUGGGAUUGGAAUUCCAGUCAAUAAUACAUAACUAAUCAGUUUUAAAUCCUAUUUAUUUUCAUUUGUUUUUAAAAAAUUUUUACAAAGCCCAGUUAUGGGCUCUUUUAAGACUUAGCUAUUUCUUCCUAUAAACUUACCCUAUCAAGUACUUAGCAGAGAUUAAAUGUAGACACUUUAUUUAAGUACUGCGUGAGCUUGUUACUCUGUAAUGUCUUGUGGUGGUAGAGCUUGUAAAACAAAAUAAGGGUUGAUAGGUUCUAAAGUGUAGGGACACCAAGUUUUUCAUGCCUAAUGCCUAUGACUCAAAUCUUAAAUAAGUACAGUUUUAUUAUUACAGAAUUUGUACUAAAUUUUAAGAAAAGUUCAAGAGAUAUUCUUCUACACAUUAAGAUAUUUCAUUUAAAUGAAAAUAUAAGAGAUGUAUAUGGAAAGAUUUAGUUAUGUCUAACUUGGGUUGUUUUUUUUCAAAACAAUUUCAGAAAACUUGGUUAACACUAUAGCAAACACAAAACAUUACAGUAAACUUGCAUUUAAUGCAAUAUGGAAGUGGUGUGAGAAUGAGCUUCUGUCUCUGAUAGGUGCAUACUGGAAACGUUUCAUAAAUGGACAAUCUUGUGCUUUUUUUAUCUCUCCAUUUAAAAUAAGUUUUGUCUCCUUGUUUGUCAUUAUUUGACCCUUAUUGAAGCAGCCAACUUAACAGUUGAAAGAACAGAUAAAUAAUUCCUAUUAGAGCUGUUUGUAUCAUUUCCAUUGACUGGGAAACCAAAAACAUAAAAAGCAAUUUAAGAUCCAUCUUUUCCUUUUGGGUCUGCUAAUUGAUGGACACUAUCACGUGAUAAUGGCCAUUGUGGGGUGCAGAGCACAUCUUUCACAGUGAUAUUGUGAAACUGUUCUGAUGUAGAAUUUAUUUAAAAUGUCUAUUUACCCCCAUGUUAAUGGAGGCCCCUGUUAAUGUUAGAUGUUUUAGGGGAGCAGAAUAUUCACUUUAGAAGUAUGUUGGUGCAACAAGAAUCCUGCAUUGAGUUCCAAGUGGCUGCUUUUAAGAAGUUGUAAUCCAAAGUACCUUUCCACAUAAGAUUAUUGUCUGAGUAAAAGGUUAAAAAUUAUAUUCCUUUCAAUAUUGCUUAGUGCCCCUAUCAUGUCUGGUGUGCCUUAUGCCUUACUUUUAGAUGAAGAUUUUAUGAACUGUUUACAAGAUGAAGUUUUACAGCAGGACCAUAUAUACUGUAUGGAGUUGGUCUUCUGCAGUACUUUUGGUAAAAUUCCAUUUCUUUUUCAUCAGUCCUAGUGUGUGUCAUAGAAACUGACUUCCUGUUACAGUGGUCUCCUUUUAAAGAGUCAAACUCUGAACCCAUUAGAGUGGUAUUGUGGAAUGCUGCUUUGUUUUUAUCUCCCAUUGCCCCCCCUUGUCCUGUACCAGAUGUGAACGUGCAUGUUCAGGAAAAUUAUUGCACUAAAUUUGUGUGUAGUUGUAGUUAAGUGCCAAAAUGAUGGCAACCUCAAAAGAAGGAAUAGAAUUCUACGCUACUUAGUACUGCAGUAUGUCCUAUGGGCUUUAAGAGUUAAGAAGUUUUGCAAAUUAGUAACUUCACUAAACUGUAGCUGCAUAUUCAUAGAGCUUCCUUUGUGUUCCAACAUUAUUUGUACUUCCAGAAAAGUUUGCUACAUGCAAAUGGAGACAGUUAGUCAACCUAUAACUCCCCAUUAUAUUUCAGCCUACAUUCAGGGCUGUUUGAUAACCCUUUUUAUUUGAAUCACUAUGUAAGUUAGUUUCUCUGUUUGCUAUUAGAGAUGGAACUUUCUCUACUCUCAAACUCUGCAUCUUGGUUAAUGGGACACGGUCAACUAUUUUUCCUUUAAUACUCUAAAGUGCCUAGCACACUUUUGACGCUAUAUAAAAAUACCUUCUUAGCAGCUGCAUUGUUUGUAUUUUAUUUUAUUUUAUUUUUUUGUAUAGGGCUGCAGUAGCCAGCCUGGCUGUUUCUAGCUUGCUCCGUUAUGUGCACCGUUACCAUUGCUGUAAGCAGGAAUGGUCUCAUCUCUGGGAAUAUUGGUUUUUUUCUCAACUAGAGUCUCACCAAUAUCUUUGGGUGGUACAUUUUUCAAGAGACCAGUUUAGUGUAUCCCUCAGCUCCAGACCAAUGGAUUCUAAAUGUUUGUCUAAAAAAAUCUAGAAGACUCUUUACAGUCUCUCAAAAUGGGGACCUGAACUGACAGAGAGUCCUGCCUCAAUAGUAUACAUUCUGGUGAAAUCCUUCUGGAAUAUUGUCCCAGGUUUUUAUCUAUGUAAGACACAUAUGCAAUGGUCUUGUUAAAAACAAACUCACUCCUCCCUCAACUUAGGCCAUUUCAAAUGAAUUAAACUCAGUUUGACAAUUCCAAAAGCAUAUCUAACUUGGGAUUUACCCAUUGCUUCAGAGAGAGAGAGAGAGAAUUUUAUUUUGCCUGAUAGAGUAGUUAAAACAAAAUGAAAAUAGUUCAUAAGUGUCCAUCUCUCUGCCAAAAUGCAGGCUAACAAAACCUGUCUUUUUUUAACCUUAAACAGCAAUGUGGGAAAUACAUGUCAUUUGAGUGCUAAUGCAAGUUGCACUAGUGUCUUACCAUGAGGGAAUCCUUAACUCCUGGUACUAAGGGUUCCCUAUGUGAUUAUAUUUUAACACAUAUCAGUGUUGUAGUUUUUAUUCAUCCCUCCACAUCUUCCCUCCCCCCCCCAGUGGUGAACCUUUUUUUAAAAUAAAAAAAGGCUUAAUAAUCAGACUAGGCUUGCUCAGACAUGAACAUUAUUUUGAAUUUGCUGUCAAAUGUUCAGGUUCCAAAAUGACAAGUUGCAUCAUUUAUAAUUAUAAAUGAGCCUUCAGGACACCAGAACAAAAUAGCCCAUGAUUUAUUUUGAUUUGAAAUAUUAACCGUAAAACAGAGCACAUUGGAUGGCUCGUUUUUUGUCUUUUGACGGCAGUAUGCAAUUUGUAUUGUAUGUGUCUUUAAUAUAUGUGUGUGUAUAUAUAUAUAUAUAUAUAUAUAUGAACUCCGUCUGUCCAAAGUAUAUGUUAUACUUGUUUUUAGAUUAUAGUGCAACUGAUUAUAUUGAUAUAUUAUUUAUUAAACUGAGUGCUGAAUCACCAUCUUACUGGUGAGGAAUCUUGAUAUUAUACAGGAGUGCAAUGUAUAUUCUUUUAGAUGGCUGAGGCUUGAUUGCUGUGAUUAAAAAAAAAAAAACACCCUAAAAUGUAUUUAUGAAUGACCCCAACAUAUAGAGAGUCAGUACUUUAUGAAUAUAAUUUUGUACUUGCCUGGGGCAAGUGAAAUAAAUCUUUAGGCAUGCAACUGUGUAGUUUGCCAAACUAGUAGAAAAGAGACACUACCUUUGCUUUAUUGAAUAUUUCGUUUAUCUAGCAGAAAAAGUUACUGUCAUUGCAGUGUUGAUAUUAAAACAGUUACAAAAGGGCCUGAGCAAGUCAAGUUUGAAUUAAUUUACCCAUUGGGGAGCAAGUAACUUCCAAAUCAUUGGUUAGCGCCCUAACAAAUAUUUCAUAAAUAUUUCGGUUGCGGAUUGAAUUACUUUAGGUCUAGUGAAUCAGUAUUAUGGAAAGCUGUUUAUUUCCAACAACAAAGCUAAUCUUAGAUAUCUUUAAACAAAGAGUAGCCAAAGCUUUUGCUAGCCAGCUCUGUUAGACAAACACAGACUCUUCUAAGAGGACUGAUUUCCUGGAGAUGGAAGUACAUAAAGAAUCAUGUUGUCAAAUCGCAUUAUUUUUGAAGGAGUUUUGUCUGUGAUGCCAUUUAAACAUAGCAGUGUUAGGAGGAAAGAGCAGGGGUAGCUAUACAAAUAAAACUAUAUUUUUGUCUCAUUGUGAGGAUGCUAGUUCAUAGAACAGUCUUUGAGAAUGACAGCAUUAGCUCUUUCUCUAUUCUAAUAUUCAGCUGAGAUUAAAUUGAAUACACUAUGCUGAGCAGUUUGAAGUGCUGCUCCAGGAUAGUUUAUAUAGGCUAUCCUCAUGUAAACUUUUUUUACCUGCUUUAAUUCCAUCUGGAAACUUAACAGAAAUGCAUCCAUUCCAAUUGAUGUAACUCCCUGUUUAUUAAUGGAGUCCAUACUGGCAAAUUGGAAUGAAAUGUUCCCCAUCUUGAAUUUUUUAGAUACAACCUUAGGAAAUCAUGCAGUUACGUACGCAAGGAUUGUAGCCCGUAUUUGUUGGCUGCAUUGGCAUUAAAUAUCUGAAAGUUCAACUACAAGGACCAGACAUGACUUUUUCAAGCACAGUUACUGAUGUUUGUAUCUUGUCCCCCCUUUUAAAUGGUUUGAAGAAAUUUUGUAUAUGGAGGAUAAAGUGCUUAUAUAUUUAUUAAAGAUCCUUUAUCUUAUUUGAAAUUAUUAUUAUUUGGUGAAGAAGGGUUGUGUUUUCUUUUGAGGAGGGUUGGGUAGGGCAGGGGAAGGUAACUUUUAACCUAUCACUUCAAAGCCCUUGUUAAUCAUGCAGAAAGGUACUGUUAAUGACGGGAUGUCUCUAUCCUAUGCUUUGUACAUGACAAGUCCAUGUUUUACAUUUUGUUUCUAGGCAUCGGUCUUCAACCAAAACUUACAAAAACAUAAAAAAACUGUGAUUUUAUUUGUUGCAAUACAUUUGAAAUUUCAAAGGGUACUUUGAGGCUCAAAAUUAUGAUUUCUAAGUCAGUAUGUGCAUUUCACGUAAUAAAGCUGUUAAUGGUGAGCAAAGUAUUAUAUACUAACUAGAUUUUUCCACAUCUGUAUAGUAUAUUCUAUGUAUUUUGUGGUAUUGAGAUUAUAGAAAGUUUAGUGUCUGAAACAUGCGUUUAAUGUGUAUUUUUAAACAAAUUUAUGGCAAUUAAAAUAUUUGGAGAAAAGGGUAUCACAUUUCAAUUUGUAAAGAUCUUU